Molecule: messenger RNA, 5298 nt
Organism: Aspergillus tanneri
Lineage: Eukaryota; Fungi; Ascomycota; Eurotiomycetes; Eurotiales; Aspergillaceae
Product: pentatricopeptide repeat protein
Exons: 7
Coding region: 1-5298 (1765 amino acids)
Biological process (GO): heme biosynthetic process; transmembrane transport
Molecular function (GO): transmembrane transporter activity; protoporphyrin ferrochelatase activity
Source: RefSeq, a predicted model, not a curated record
AUGGCUCUCCGCCGACCCUUUACUCUUCCCCAGCGGUUAUUGCGACCGGUGGUUCGCUAUGCAGAUCUCAGAGCUGGUCUCGCAACAGCAGUUCCGCCCGUUACUCAAGGUAUGACAGGCUCUAAGGGUCCAACCGCGAUGGUUUUCCUGAACAUGGGAGGACCAUCAAUUACGAGUGAAGUGGAGGAUUUUCUGAGCAGGUUAUUUGCGGACGCCGAUCUGAUCCCUCUAGGACGACUUCAAUCAUACCUUGCCCCCCUCAUCGCCCGGAGAAGGACCCCGAAGAUCAUCAAGCAGUAUUCAGAGAUCGGAGGCGGCUCACCUAUUAGAAAAUGGUCAGAGUAUCAAUGCGAGGAAAUGUGCAAGCUCCUCGACAAGUUGAAUCCCGAGACUGCGCCGCACAAGCCUUACGUGGCAUUUCGUUAUGCAGCGCCAUUGACAGAAGAAAUGUACUCGAGGUUGCUGAAAGAUGGAUUUGGGAAUGGGAAGGGAGGCCGUGCGGUCGCCUUCACGCAAUAUCCCCAGUAUUCCUGCUCUACAACAGGAAGUUCUCUUAACGAGUUGUGGAAAUGGCGAAACCGCCUCGAGGGUGGUAGGGCAAACGGUAACGCGGAUCCCGGAUCUAUCCAGUGGAGUGUGAUCGAUCGGUGGCCUACUCACCCCGGGCUAGUGGAAGCUUUCGCAAGGAACAUCGAAGAUCAACUCAAAACUUACCCGGAAGAUAAACGGAGCGGCGUGGUUCUGCUAUUUUCUGCCCAUAGCUUGCCCAUGAGUGUUGUGAACAGAGGUGAUCCGUACCCAGCCGAAGUGGCUGCGACUGUGCAUGCGGUAAUGCAAAGACUUAAUUUUAGCAACCCCUACCGACUCUGCUGGCAGUCUCAGGUGGGACCCAAGGCGUGGCUUGGAGCCCAGACGAGCGAUACAGUCCAGGAAUAUGUAAAGCGUGGUCAAACCGAUAUCAUUCUUGUGCCUAUUGCCUUCACCAGUGAUCAUAUUGAGACGCUGUACGAGUUAGACCUCGAAGUUAUGGAGGAGGCGAAUCAUCCCGGUGUCAAGCGAGCAGAGAGUCUAAACGGAAACCCUGUUUUUAUUGAGGCUCUUGCAGAUAUUGCUCAACAGCACUUGCAAAAAGGCCAGGCUAAGGACCCGGAUUUCCUCGGGCCGUGCAUCCAGCUUUUCGAGGAAAUGGAGAAAACCAAACAAGUCCAGUCUCGAGUUGCUCGAUUACAACUCUAUCUCAAUUUAACUGGCGGAAUCCUGUCAGCACUGGUCAGUCCUCGGCUGGGACACUUGUCAGAUAUUUAUGGCAGGACGCGUAUCCUGGCUGUGAACGCGCUAGGAAUAAUGCUCUCGGAAUUAGUUGUCGUGAUUGUCGCGGCCAAUUCAGCUUAUAUGCCUUCAAAUGCACUCUUUCUUUAUGCUUUGUUGGACGGACUUGCGGGAGCUUUCACGAGUACAAUGGCGCUGACAGCCUCCUAUGCUUCUGAUUGUACUUCCCCAGAGAAGCGCAGUGUAGCAUUUGGGUUCUUACAUGGCUGCUUUUUCAUUGGUACCUCGGGCGGACCACUCCUUGUGGCUCUUCUCUUGAAAUUGAAGGGGGAUAUAAUGUUUGUUUUCUACUGUAUGUUAGCGCUAAAUGUGCUCUUUUUCCUGGCUGUCUUGCUCGUCCUUCCAGAGUCACUUUCCAAGGAGCGACAACGGGCUGCACGAGUACUGUGCUGGGAGAAUCUCUCCCAGAAAGAAGAUAGCUGGCUGUCAUUCAAACGGUGGAAUCCCAAAAAUAUUUUUACGCCUCUCUCGAUACUAUUCCCAGUCGUUGGACACCCAAGCAAGCUAUUUCCCAACCGGCGAGGUGCCAGCCCGGCCUUACGACGAAAUAUUAUUCUCCUUGCCUCCAUUGACACGGUCGGGUUUGGUACGGCUAUGGCGAUGUCCCAGAUUCUCAUUAUCUAUGCAGGAUACAUGUUCGGCUGGGGGAAUGUUGAAUCAAGCAUCUUUAUCUUUAUUAUCAGUGCUGUUCGCGUGGUCAAUCUUUUCGUUGCGCUCCCCAUUGUGACUUGGAUCUUCCCGGAGAAACAAAGACAGGGUGAUGCUAUUUUGGGCUCCAGCAUGCUUGAAAUCACCCUCAUACGAGCCUCCCUCAUGAUUGACAUGCUUGGAUAUGGGGGGUUCGCAUUGGCCAAGAGUGGUUCAGUAUUGACUCUUUCGGGGAUUGUUGCAUCACUAGGAGGGAUGGGGAUGCCGAUGUUGCAAUCAUCCAUUACCAAACAUGUCCCUCGUGAUCGAAUAGGGCAGAUACUGGGUGCCAAAGGCCUCCUACAUGCCAUGUCUCGAGUCAUAGCGCCUACGGUUUGCAAUUUUAUAUACAGUCUUACUGUGGGUAAGUACACCCAGAUGGUAUUUGUCUGCCUGGCAGCUGUCUUCGGUGUUGCAUUUUGCAGCAGCCUUUGUCUGAGACCAAAUGGUGAAUGUCUAUUCGCCCGCUUGCGGCGGUGCAGAGGUUUCACUGUCAUGAUACCUAAAUCAGCAACGAACGGCACCCCGGCCGUUCCCUCGAGAAAUGCCUUGCGUGUCCUCCGCCGGCUGGCCCUUGCCGGUUCGACUGUUGGCAGUUUUUGCACUGUCGCAGCUAUCACUUAUGAUGUUCAUCGCAGAGUUCGUGUCGCCGAACGCAUAGUCGAGAAUAAACGCGCCCUCCAAACCUCCGCCCCCAAUUACGAUGCGACUUCUGCGGCGAAAAGACUGGCUCGUAUGAUGGAGGCCGCUGAGGCAGGCGAGUUUAACGGUAUGGAUACUUUUAAGGAGGAGGAUCGGAAGCUGCAUUAUGCGCAGCCUCCGCAUGUUGAGCGUGGAUCGGGAACUCUCAGUGAUGAGAUGUCAGCGACCGGCAGGGUAGAGAAUGUGGAGGAACAAACCCGAGCGGAGGCUUUCCUGGAUGCUGCUCAUUCAAAUUUAGUGGGCACACAUAACCUUAGAAGCACUCCAAGACAGAGCACCGAUUUCCGCACCCGCAAACACUUGCGAACCCCGGGUGCCAUUAGCCAAUCCGGGUUUGUUACUAAAAGGGUCAAUGCAGACGGAGACGUAGAUAUGUGGGAGACUACGGAAGCACCUGAACGGCGGUCCAUUCCAGAACAAAUGCAGGAACUCCUUGACCGUGGUCGGCCUAUUGAUGCAGCGCAAAUCUUUCUAGAUGCACAUUCUUCAUCCUUGAAUGGUAUCUCUUCGGAUAGGAGGGAGCUCGCUGUGCAGACUUUCUAUAUCAACUGCAAGGAAGAAAAUGUGUUUGUCGCACGGAGCAUCUUUGAACGCCUGGAAGAGGUAGAUAAGAUCUCCCCGGGUAUGUGGAAGAUUUUGAUGUUUGCCUUGGCAAAAAAGGGUUGCGUUGAAUCAGUUGCGACUAUCUACACUCACUAUAUGCACAAAUUCCAGGUCUCUCCGGAAUUGGUGGAUAUUGUGCUCCGCUGUCUGCUUGAGUCACAUCGACUCACCACAGCGAAAUGGUUUCUAUUCAGGAAUCUCCAGGCGGAUCGAGAUUGUGGUUUGUGUGGUGCCUAUCUUACGGGUCUUUGGAGGAAAACGAGGAGCAUCGAGCUUCUAAACGGACAAUUGAAGAAGAUAUUGACCAUACUGCCACGUCUGGGGAAGGAUCCUAGCGACAAGCUUUUUAAUCCGGUUGUCAAGGCCUAUGUUGAAUUCGGCAGGUUAGCGGAUGCCGAGGCCUUGGUGAAGAGUAUGAUGACUACUUAUCAACUCCCACUUCGCUGUCGUACGAAGGGUCUCCUGGUUUACGGUAAGGCCCUAGCGUGCAACUGGGACGGAGUCGAAGCGGGUCUCCAAGAGAUGCAUGAACUCAAACUAACGUCGCGUCGGCGUGAUUUUAUGCCCAUCUUCGACCGCAUAUUCCUCGAGUACUGGGUGUCUCAUCAAGGUCACCAAAUUCGUGACUUUGUCAUUCGCUAUAUUGAUAAAUUUAACAUUGUACCCGAUCGGGUUCUGUACAAGCAUAUCCUGGAAGCCUUCGUGGAGAAGGGUAACAAGGCUAUGAUCGACGAAUUUACUGGAAUGGCGCACGAGCGUUCUUGGAAGAUUCCCAUCAACGAACAAGAAUUUCUGGAGAUAUUACGAUCCCGCCGCCUGGCACUUGAGGGUGCCCCAGUAGGUUUCUGGCAAAUGUUGCAAGCGGCUAGGGUGAAAUAUGGACAGGCGUCUACUUCACAACAGAUCCUCGGUUAUGAUCAACAUUCGUUCCCAAUACCCGAAGUCAAUACUAUGCCUUUCACUCAGCAUCCGUUGCCGUGGUAUCAGCGGACCCUGCAAGAAAUGACACCGUCCAGGCCCGUCGACCAAUAUCAGAAGCUACACAAGCAGAUGGCACAUUACAUGCACGUCGGGAAAAUGACCGAGGCCUUGAAAUGCUUCCAGAACGCAAAGAACGCAAAAUUCCAGGUGAAACAACUUCAUGUUGAGUUGGCUGUAGUUGCAACACUCCUUGAGCAUGGUCUUAAUGCAGCUCGAGCACUAAUCGAAGCUGAAUGGCGAAAUAUCCGACACCUAGUCCGGUUCUUCCCUAUCUUCUUCCGUCAGAUCAUGGAAGUGGACCCUUCUGCUGAGGGUGAAAUCAUCAAAAUGGCCGUGCUUCGAUUCUAUCAGCUUUGCUGGACGAAUAAGAAUAUGAUCGUGAAGCAUCAUAUAACGAUAGCUACUAGUAGGCGACUGAUCGCCUCAUGCAAGCCCGAAUGGGCGCUAGAUCUCAUGGCAGCAGUGUAUAUGUCCCGCUACCGGCGCUCGACAGCCUUUGAUGGAGUCUGCAUGAAAAUGUUUGUGCGAGCUUUUGCCGCAUUGGAUAACAUCCCCGGAAUUCGGUGGUGCAUUCUAACCGGUCUUGCUCGGGGAGCCGCUGUCAACCGCGAUUUCGUGGUCGAGGUUCGCCGGAUCAUCGGAAUCCUGGAGCGCAAACUGCAUUCCAACUCCCUUUCAGCAAGGGAGGCAUCAAAAACGCUGGAAUACCUCGGCCACAUGGCUGAUUUGUUGGCGAAAAAAUGCGAAGGGGAACCCCAAAUAUGGGAACUAAAAUCCAAUCCGGCUGUCAAACGGGCGUCCCGUCGGCGGUUGAAACGGCCUUUAGAUGAACGACGUCUAUACAACAACACUGACAUCCGCCAAGUGAUCGAGGCAUGGGAUGAGGAAUAUGAAUUGGAAGCCGUGUUGGGUCGAAUUGACACUAACCCAAAGUCCGUGGCAGCUCGAUGGAAAGAAGCGCAAUGUCUAGGUCAGAACCAAGGAGUGGAGGAAUGA